Molecule: messenger RNA, 1050 nt
Organism: Hordeum vulgare subsp. vulgare (domesticated barley)
Lineage: Eukaryota; Viridiplantae; Streptophyta; Magnoliopsida; Poales; Poaceae
Product: bidirectional sugar transporter SWEET16-like
Exons: 6
Coding region: 84-890 (268 amino acids)
Biological process (GO): carbohydrate transport
Cellular component (GO): membrane
Molecular function (GO): sugar transmembrane transporter activity
Source: RefSeq, a predicted model, not a curated record
CAGGCUCCAUCGGGCUGUGCUGUACGAUGGAUGUCCUUUUAUUUUGGAGGCCGUCCUUUCGUCCUCCUCAUUAAGAUUGAUUGAUGCACCUCUUCUUCCUCCUCGUCCCUUCCACCGGAUUUAUCGGCGAGCGCGCCAUGAAUUCCACUCUCUUCAUCAUCGGCGUCAUUGGGAACAUCAUCUCAGUUCUGGUCUUCGUUUCUCCCAUCCCGACGUUCUGGAGGAUCGUGAGGAGCAGGUCGACGGAGGACUUCGAGGCGGCGCCAUAUGUGCUCACGCUGCUCAACACGCUCCUAUGGCUCUACUACGGCCUCACCAAGCCCGACGGCCUGCUCAUCGCCACCGUCAACGGCUUCGGUGCCGUCAUGGAGACCAUCUACAUCGUGCUCUUCCUCGUCUACGCCUCCGACAAAGGCAAAAGGGUUAAAACCGCGAAGUUGGUGGCAGCUUUGGACAUUGGGUUUUUCGGGGUCGUUUUCGCCGUCACAUCAUUUGCCAUUGGUGGGCUGGACAUGAAAAUCAUGGUUAUUGGCUUGAUAUGUGCAUGCCUUAGCGUGUUCAUGUAUGGGUCCCCACUCGCUGCCGUGAGAACGGUGAUCACUUCAAAGAGCGUGGAGUACAUGCCCUUCUUCCUCUCCUUCUUCCUCUUCCUCAACGGAGGAGUCUGGGCCACGUAUGCAAUACUCGACGGAGACGUCUUCCUCGGGGUCCCAAAUGGGAUAGGCUGCUUCUUGGGCGCCAUCCAGCUGGUUAUCUAUGCGGUGUACAUGAACAGCAAGGUCGGCUCUCGCUCUCAUGGCAAUGACGAAGCAGCGUACGAUGCUUCGGCUUCUCUUUUGUCCUCUAAGGCCAGUAAACAUGGCCAGCAUGAUGUAUCCGUUUCCGUUUAGUGGUUGUGUAAAAUUAUGUAAUUUUCUUUGAUUAAAGUCCAAUUCUCCGAGCAAUGGUAACCAUGCCCUCAAACUCUCCCCGCAUGUCCGGGCGGACAACCUGGUCACCGUUCGCGACAGAGAACGCCACCGAACAUUACUCCCGAAUUCAUUCCAAACA